Messenger RNA from Hermetia illucens (black soldier fly), 2389 nucleotides. It is a transcript of the gene VhaSFD, whose product is annotated as V-type proton ATPase subunit H. Lineage: Eukaryota; Metazoa; Arthropoda; Insecta; Diptera; Stratiomyidae. The record is from RefSeq and is a predicted model, not a curated record. The transcript has 8 exons. Gene Ontology annotation, molecular function: proton-transporting ATPase activity, rotational mechanism; protein binding. The coding region runs from base 175 to 1764 and encodes 529 amino acids. Gene Ontology annotation, biological process: proton transmembrane transport. Gene Ontology annotation, cellular component: vacuolar proton-transporting V-type ATPase, V1 domain; lysosomal membrane.
GAAUCAUCACCUAUCAUCUGAAAAGUCACAAGACAAUUUUUCUGUCGUCGGAAAAUUCGUCGUAAGGGAACAUCGAAAUUUUCUCCCAGAUUUCAUAGAGUUUUCAGCGUUUUCCUUAGAAAACAGUUGAUCCUUUCGUUUCUGUCCUUUGUACGUAGCCUAAAGUAAUCCAAGAUGACCGACAACGUUCAGGAUUUGAUGUCCUCACUCCCCGAGGAAAACAUUGAUAUGAUUGCGGCGACGAGUGCCUUGCAACAACAGGCCGGUGAUAUUCGUCAGAAUAAGCCUAAUUGGCAAUCAUACAAACAGUCCCAGAUGAUUUCUGAGGAGGAUUAUCAGUGCAUAUCCGCCUUGGACAGUGAAAAGAAGGCGCAGUACCUUCAGCAGAAUCCAUCGCAGUGCGCUAAGACGUUCCUAAGUCUGCUGUCGCACGUGUCGAAGGACCAGACUAUCCAAUAUGUGCUGGUGAUGAUCGACGACAUUCUCCAGGAGGACAGAUCACGGGUCGAUAUCUUCCAUGACUAUGCGGCCAAACGUAAGGAGAGCGUGUGGGGACCCUUCCUGAACCUGCUUAAUCGUCAAGAUGGAUUUGUUGUUAACAUGUCGGCCCGGAUCCUGGCCAAAUUGGCAUGCUGGGGACGCGAAUUGAUGCCCAAAUCUGAUUUGAACUUUUACUUACAGCUUCUCAAAGAUCAGCUGACGAUCAAUGCAAAAAGCUACAUCAGAGAAAUGGCUGAGAUCUCGAAAAGGAUGACGGUUGUGGUGCACCACAUCCACGGUCACCAUCAUCAUCACCAUCCUCAUCAGGCCAGUAACCAGCAACUGCUUCAGCAGCAGCAUCAUUUGGCUAUCUCACAAAAAAGCAACGAGUACAUCCAAUCGGUUGCUCGAUGCCUGCAAAUGAUGCUCCGCGUGGAUGAAUAUCGUUUGGCCUUUGUCUCCGUUGAUGGAAUUAGCACAAUUAUUGAUAUCUUGUCAUCAAGGGUUAAUUUCCAGGUUCAAUAUCAACUCAUCUUCUGUUUGUGGGUAUUGACUUUCCAUCGCCUGUUAGCCGAACGAAUGAACAAGUUCAACGUUAUUCCAAUUCUGGCUGAUAUCCUGAGUGACAGCGCAAAGGAGAAGGUCACUCGCAUUAUUUUGGCUGUUUUCCGCAAUUUAAUCGAAAAACCCGAAGAACCACAAAUCGCCAAGGAGCAUUGCAUUGCCAUGGUACAGUGCAAAGUGUUGAAACAACUAUCAAUCUUAGAGCAACGCCGCUUCGACGACGAGGACAUUACAGCUGAUGUUGAAUUCUUAACCGAAAAACUCCAAAAUUCUGUCCAAGAUCUAAGCUCGUUCGAUGAGUACGCCACAGAAGUGAAGAGUGGCCGCUUGGAAUGGUCGCCUGUCCAUAAAUCAGCCAAAUUCUGGCGCGAGAAUGCACAACGUUUGAAUGAGAAGAACUACGAACUGUUGAGAAUUUUAGUUCAUUAUUUGGAAACAUCAAAGGAUACACUUGUUCUGUCUGUUGCUAGUUUCGAUAUUGGCGAAUAUGUACGACAUUACCCAAGAGGAAAGCAUGUCAUCGAGCAAUUGGGUGGCAAACAAUUGGUCAUGCAACUUCUUAGUCAUGAGGAUCCAAAUGUUCGAUACGAGGCACUCUUGGCCGUUCAAAAAUUGAUGGUGCACAAUUGGGAAUAUUUGGGUAAACAACUUGAGAAGGAGAACGAAAAGAAUGCCGCCCCCGCUAAGCCCGGCGCAGCGCCAAUCAGUGGCAAGGCUUAAGCUAGGAUGUAUAGGAAUGAUAGUAACGUGUACCGCGACGUAAGAAAGUACACUUAAACAGAAGGAGCCAAGUUGUUUGUAGCUAUAAAAAACAGAAAUUCUAAUAUCGACUCUAUCAAUAAACAAAAUAGUUCUUGUCAAAUUGGCAAUUAUUUCGCCGUUUCUACUUUGUUCAUUUUCCUUUGAAAGUUUUUACCAAGUGUUACAGUUGGAGUAAAAGGACACUUCUAAAUUCUAAUGAACAAUCAUGUAAAUAAGGUCAUUCCAUUUCGAUCAAUAUUAGAGAGAAUAAAUACGAUGUCGUUUCCUUGAUGUCAUAAAGGGAUCCAGUAAUGUCACAAUAGUAGGCAGCCAUAUUCGAUGUAACAGCAGAAGCGAUUAAAAUGUAUUAUUGGAAAUCGAAGUAACCACACAAACUCAUAUUUCUUUAUGCCCGAGAGUAUUAUUAAACUAAUAUUCUGUGUUAUUCACUUGUUGUUUUCAUUUUGUUUUUAUGAAUUGUAUUCGUCGGUUAUGAGAACGCCAUGUGCAAUUUUACUUUCUAUUUUUUUUUCUUCUUUGUUUUCAUGACUAUUAUCUAAGAGAAUAUUUUGAAAAUGUUAAUAAAGAGUUUCAAAAGCUUUAA